Messenger RNA from Iphiclides podalirius (scarce swallowtail), 198 nucleotides. The record is from the annotation of a GenBank genome assembly. NCBI's taxonomy places the organism in Eukaryota, Metazoa, Arthropoda, Insecta, Lepidoptera, Papilionidae.
AUGGAAUGGAGGCGGCGCGAGGUCUACCCGCACGCUACCCCGCUCUCGUCUCACGAGUUCGGCCCUUGUCUCUUUGAGGCGCAGAUCAAAGCACACGCGUUUCUAUUAGCCCUGAUUACGGCGGCGCCCUCCCACCCGCAUUGUCUCCCGCGGCCGUCGGGGUGUCAAGCAGCCCUGCGGCACCGCUGCAAGUUUAAU